Centropristis striata (black sea bass) is the source of this 1542-nucleotide messenger RNA. Its product is annotated as protein ANKUB1-like. The coding region runs from base 31 to 1542 and encodes 503 amino acids. The transcript is spliced from 6 exons. Gene Ontology annotation, molecular function: protein binding. Lineage: Eukaryota; Metazoa; Chordata; Actinopteri; Perciformes; Serranidae. The record is from RefSeq and is a predicted model, not a curated record.
CCAAACGGCCGGAGGACGGGUGUCCCGACCAUGAGGGUCUUCAUCUGCUUCGAGGGCUCCUCUGUGCCUUUUGACGUCUCUGCAGAUCAGACUGUGGGGUCCAUGAAGCAGAUGGUGAAGAAAAACUUUCUGGUGCAACUCUCAGACGACAAACAGCAUCAGUACCUGGAGCUGAGCUACAGCGGAGCAGCACUGCAGGACAGCUGGGCUCUGUGCGACGUGGGCAUCACAAGUGGCAGUGCCAUCCGAUGCCUGAUAAAGAAUGAACAAAGGCCUGUGUUGCGUGUGUUCAAUGCUGUGACAGAAGAGACUUUACCAAUCAUGGGAAGUGAGGCUCUCCUGCAUAUGUCUGUUGCUAGAUUGAAAACUGUGGUGUCCAUGCAAAGUGGGCUCCCUGUCAGCACCUUCAGACUGAGCACACCUGCUGGUGUGCAGCUCUACGACUGCAACCGACUGCAAGACUACACCAUUGAAGGGGGCACUACUCUCCGUUUGGAUACGUGGGAUGGGUGGGUUGAGUUCCUCCAAGGUUGCCUCCUGGGCCGCAGAUUGACAGUUCAGAGUCACCUAUCAGAGAAAAAAACAGUAAUGAGGUUUCAGCUGCAGGUUGCACUCUAUAUCUCUGCCUCUUUAGGCCACCUGGAUCUGGCAGGAUGGCUGCUGGAGAGAGGGACGCACGCUGAGGAACCAGUUGGAGUCCAUCCGCACCGCCAGUGGUGCCACCAAACCGCCCAUGAAGACAGCCGGAAGUCUCCCAUCCACACAGCUGCAGAAAACAGCCAGCUCCUCAUCCUCAAACUCUUCAUCGCCAACAACCUUUUGGCCUUGGCUUGCCGUGACCCUGCAGGUCUGGACCCUUUGAAAAUUGCAUUUCAGCAUGGUCACAAGGAUUGUGUGCGCUACUUAGCCAACAAGCUGUGCUCAGUAGUAUCCCUGUCAAACAUAUCUCUGCCCAUGCGUAUCUACCUCCAGAUAAAACGCUGGGUGGGUUUGGGACAGAAAAGGGCAGCCUCCAAUCGAUGUAAAUUCACAGGUGCUGCCUUCAAAGCCAGGGUGGGGGACACGUUGCUGGUGGAUGGCUUCAACCAGCCAAAUAUGUCUUCCAGAUCCAGGAAAACUGUGACCAAAGCAAACAGAGGACUCAAGACCAAAACUUUGCAGCCAUUACCUCCUAUCAGAAACUUACUUUCAGUACCACAUCUCCACAGCCUGCAGUCUGUGAACCAUGGUGACUUUAAAGAGAAGAAGAAAAAGCAGAAACAAAAUGUAAAAAGAAGAGAGGAUGGCCUGUUGGAUGAAAUCGGCAAAGAUGGAAGCAGCUUAUGCAGAAAGAAGUUUAUACUCCCACCAAUCACCACAGAAAAUAUCUGGCCAACAUCUCCUCAUACUGUGGAGUCCUUCUCUCAACACUGUGGCCAAACACCAAGAGAGAAAGCCAUUUAUUGCUUAACUAUAGCCAGUACCUUCACAGAGAAACCUUGGUUGAAGCAGCUGAGUAUAGCACGGACCCUGAUCCGGAAGCGUGUCCAUACCAUGGCCUGA